This is a messenger RNA of Colletotrichum lupini, 423 nucleotides long. RefSeq lists its product as uncharacterized. Lineage: Eukaryota; Fungi; Ascomycota; Sordariomycetes; Glomerellales; Glomerellaceae. The record is from RefSeq and is a predicted model, not a curated record. The transcript is spliced from 5 exons. The coding region runs from base 1 to 423 and encodes 140 amino acids.
AUGGAGUUAAACAGUGGCAACAAGGUAGCCAAGUUCUCUCUGGUUAGGUACUUAGGUUGGGCGCCGGUGGAGUCGGGUUUGGCUGGGGCGACCAUCUACGACCUGGCACCUCAUAUUCUACCUUACUGUGAGCCCGAGGAACACGCCUCAACAGAGUUGCUGAACGUCGCUGCUCAGGCUACCUAUCUUCAUCCUGGAUGUAUGCGACCAAGCCACAGCCCACGCAUCUGUGGUGAGAUGCUAAGGUACCGAGGUGGGCGGCCUCUGAAGCUUGGCCCCCACUGGGAGUGGCUGAGGGCUGCAGACCGAGGAAACCCCGGCCAUCAACAUCAUACUAUGGAACUUGACUCUACUGUGUAUGGAGGCUUGAAGCACCUUUAUGGUAUCAAGGAAGAGUCGGAUUCAAUGAAAGACUAUCCGUAG